AUGCGCACCACCAGCUUCUCCCUCUUCGGCCUCAACCUCGUCCUGUUGAUUUCCUCCACAGUCGCCAAAACGACAACGGUCGGUGUGGAAACAGAGACAGAGAGCCGCGGUGUUUCGGUCCCGAUGGAUGACUGCUUCGAUAUCGAUGUCGACGAACUAACAUAUCCAUCCAGGGAUGUCACAACUUUAGCAAUCACGAAGAAAUGUCGCGUUUUCACAGGCCCAAUGUGCACUGGACGUACGACCCUCCUCGAACCUGGUGAACAUUCAUCCCCAGAACCGGUCAUGCUAGGAAGCAUUCUCUGCGAAGAGCCGGAAGUCUUUUCAACCGAGCUGUGAUGCUGUCUAGCUCUUACCUGCAAGUCUACUCUAAGGGGUUAUAGUCACAACUGCUGGAAUGGGUCUGUCUCGGUGCCUACCCAAUUACUGAGCAAUUGAUGGCACUUACAUUAAGUGUCAGUUCGGUGUCAUGCAGUAUCCCUGCUACGCAGGUCGAACGGGUAUUUGCAUAAAUGUGUGCUGUAUAUGCUGUAAGGGAUUCAUAAGAGAGUUAAUAUUGCUGGUUAGAAGUAUGUUAGAAGUA
Aspergillus nidulans FGSC A4 is the source of this 583-nucleotide messenger RNA. RefSeq lists its product as uncharacterized. Lineage: Eukaryota; Fungi; Ascomycota; Eurotiomycetes; Eurotiales; Aspergillaceae. The transcript is spliced from 4 exons. The record is from RefSeq and is a predicted model, not a curated record. The coding region runs from base 1 to 339 and encodes 112 amino acids.